This is a messenger RNA of Hypoxylon fragiforme, 2420 nucleotides long. RefSeq lists its product as uncharacterized. The coding region runs from base 82 to 2124 and encodes 680 amino acids. The record is from RefSeq and is a predicted model, not a curated record. NCBI's taxonomy places the organism in Eukaryota, Fungi, Ascomycota, Sordariomycetes, Xylariales, Hypoxylaceae. The transcript is spliced from 5 exons.
CUGUGUUCACCUCGAACUGUGCCUCCUUGAAAAUGUCUGGAUUGACAAUCUACCUGGCAUGAUUUAACCUUGUGUCCCAAGAUGCAGCCAUUCACAACUCUGAUGUGGCUUUUCCUUCUAUGGCCGAGGGCCACCAUGAGUCAAACCGGUGUCCGAAACUAUUCCACCGAACUUGUACCUAUCUAUCAGCCAUAUCUAUCGACUCUGAAAUCAAGCACUGCCAAGUUCAACCCGAAUAUGGGGGGAUUAGACUGGAAUAUGUGCUGCAGUCUGGUCGUCAACGAAAGCCUUAUGGUUGAAAAUGACAGACUUUAUAUCCGCCCAGGGCAGACAUUCUUUACUGGCACGAUUGAAACACUGGAGGAAUUCCCAAGAUAUCCUUGUGGCGCGACAUAUAAUGGGACACUUAACGCGCCUCAUCAAGAAUUCUGGGUUCCAUACUCGUGGUGCUACACACAUUGCCCUGGAUGGCCCGUGAUAAGUUCAUACGACUUUGAUAAAUGGCUAAAGCCUAUGAUUGCAUUCAUACUUCCGUCUCUUAUAUUCUGCCUUAAUAUCCCUCGACGCCGCCGCCUCGAUCUUCCCGUCGGACUGUUUUCCAACAAAUCUAUCUCCAUAUCGAACAUUCCCCUUAUUGCCUUGAAAAUACCCCUAGCUGCAGUGAUUAUCACUUUUGAUGUUCUCAUAUGGACAUGCGUGGUAUUCUCUGUGGCGGGUCCAAUGCUAACCUCUGGUACUUAUGAAGCACUCAUUGACGCCCGGGUACUCUCCUAUCUGGAAGGUCGAACCAACGAGAACUCCCUUACCGUCCAGCAGAGAGCACACACACUUCUCUCAAUUCUGAUAGGCAACCUCGAUGUUGAUGCUUGGCAAUCAAGUAACCUGUUCGUCCAAGGCCUACCUCGAAAUACCACCCGGAGAUCCAACGACGUACAGAAACGGAGAAGAGUCGUUAUUGUCAAACAUAAAUUAAGGGCAAUGCUAGACUCUCAACUCAGUUUCGGCAGUUCGGUCGGGGCGCCUGUUAUGUUUUACAUUGCAUCCUACAUCUGGUCUGUCUACGAAGUUCGUGCGGAAUUAGGAUCCUACAUUACAGCACAUCAGCUUGCGGCCAGUAUGUUCUGGAUGACAAUACCACACGUUGCACUUAUCAGCUGCCUUCUCCUUGCGGGAAACAACCCGUACAUAUGGCAAAAUACCAUCGCCGAAAGCUUGCUCUUACACGAUAGGCUGCCGUCGACAAACUCGGAAGGGAUUCUCUUACUUAGUCCAAACUCCAACAAUGGAACUAACGGGGGAGAUAUCACGAGCGAUUCUAGCAAUGGUCUACAUAGGUUGAGGUCCAUUCCAAGAUUUAUAUCCCACCUUUUCAGCCAUAUGUUCACAUUAGCUUUCGAAAAGACGCCAUUCAAGCCCGCGUGGAUGUGGAACAGAGGAUCAAACAAAGCCAAAUGGAUUGCAAACAUUGGAGACUUUUACCCGCAACUUCGGAACAUGCGUGAACAGGUUCUUGACAACCACUUCGCAGAAGACCUAUGGAUCUCUAGUCUCUAUUCGUUUCCCCUUUACUCCCUACCAAUAACCUUCGCCCUUUUUGUCAGUUACAAUACGCCACGAACAGGUUUCGGUUGCCGUACAAUUAUCUUGCUCAUCUAUGGGGUCGCACAAUUGCUUCUUCAAAUACUGUGGGCGACGCGUUGGUACAUCCACCAUCACCCCAGACCAAAGACACUCCAUCAUUUUUGGCAUGUGCUGUCGGAGUCAAAGUGUUUCGCUUAUACUUGGUCUUGCUUCUUUGCACUCUGUACGGCGCUCAGCGCGCUGACUAGCAUCGGAGGAACGAUCGCUGCCUUGACGAACGUUCUAACCAACUGCUUUUGCGCACUCCCUGCCACGUAUUGGUGGGAUCGAUGGACAAAUCCUGACGCUCUCAUGUUCUUCGGCGAUAAUACCUACGAGCAACUUUAUUAUGCGCGACAAUGGUGGGUUCCAACUGGUGUUGUCGGCGUCGCGCUCAUGACUGUCGUGACGUAUAUUGGAUGGUGGUAUCAACGAAGCUUGCGUUACCGCUUUGAUCACUUGAUAGAGAAGAUUGACCACGUCAAUUACACAGCUACUGCCUAACAUACACUGGAGAGAGCUAAUACACAGUCAAUCAUUCACUACUUGGCGUAUCUACCUCACGGUAUGUUGCAGGUGCCUCAGGCACCCUUAGGCUCCAUAUGGCCCUUAUGGCCAUAUAUUGGCACUCCGCCAUCCGUAGUUGGGAAUAAAGCAAGCUUUCUUCCUUUCCUCUUUCUUCUUCUUGGUUGCAGAUGUACUGCAACACGGUAUAAUCUCACACAUUCCGUUUGUGUGGAUCAAUAGACUACGCGCAAGACAACAACGCGAUCAAAUUGUGAGUCCACCCCUAUCCGCAG